CUCACGUCAAUUCGGCAUUUCCGUUUCUCCCUCCCGUUACAGGUGGGUGGUUCCCACAGGCUAAUCGGAGUGUCCUUAGUGUCCGCCAUGUAAAAACAAGGACACUGCCACGUCGAUUGGCAUGCUGUUAUGUUGACCCUGGACUAUUUCUAGGGGAAAAAGAAAUCAGCCAAGUGUGACAACAACGAGACAUCACCAUGGACAGCACACUACACUACACGUCGGUCAACCAUGCCUAUCAUCUGAUAGGUUCAAUCAACCAACUACGAAAAAAAAGCGAAUUAUGUGACAUCAUGUUGAAUUGCAGCGACACAAAAAUUCCAGCUCACAAACUAAUUCUAUCAGUCAGCUCGCCCUAUUUCAGUAGCUUGAUGAACUUACGACCCGAGAUUUCAAACAAUGUGGCGGAAAUUAAUCUAAAUGGCAUAGAGAGUAGUGGAGUACAGCAAAUCAUCGAGUUCUUUUAUACGUCGGCUAUCUCGGUGACAGAGGAAAGUGUCUGGUCGUUGCUACCUGCAGCCUCACUUCUACAAGCAGAAGAAAUCCAGAACCUGUGUUGUGAUUUUUUGUCAACUCAGCUUCAAGUUGAGACAUGUUUGAGAAUACACAAGAUUGCCACCAGAUGUCUCUGUUCGGCACUACUUUCGGAAACGACAGAAUUCAUAAAGGAGAACUUUGAUAAGGUGAUCGAGGAAGAAGCUUUUCUUGACCUUGGCGUGGACGACUUACUAUCACACAUGAAAAGGAUGAACGAAGUCGUGCUCACAGAUGAACGCAUGUUACAUGCAUUCAAAUGCUGGAUCAUCCAUAGUAUAGACGAUCGACAGGUGUAUGGAUUGAAGAUAAUCAGACAGUUUCCAAAACUUGAAGAGAAACUUCUCAAUUUCAUUCCAAUGGAACUAUUGAUGGAGGAAGCAGAAGAAGAAUCCUCCCUGAACUCUUCAAAUCGAGUAAAUCCAAGUGCCCGUAUUCAUCACCGUGGCAAUGACCUGAGGACCAAGAGCCCCUUGGAAGGGUCACCAGCAAAAGGAGCGGACAACUCUCGAGUUACGGAGAAAAUGGAUGAGGAUGGCCACAUGUGCUUUGAAUGUGCUGAGGUCUUUGAUACAAAAGAUGAAUUGGACAAUCAUGUUAAAACUCAUAAGUUGUUUAGUCGUCAUUCGACAGGACUGAACGAUAGUUUGGCAAGUGAGGGCCACAACAACAAUACAAUCAACAGUAGUACCAGUCCCAAGCCUGUCAAUAGUUCUGCUAGUUUCUCUGAGGAUGUUCAAAACACAGACUUUGCCAGGUCAUUAAAUUCCCUCUAUUUUGAUUCUGGUUCUACAACUGCCACUAGUUCACUGUUCGACGACUAUAUGCGAUCCCGAGGGCUCGAUGGGCCAGAGUUUGGCGUGACAGCUCAUAGCACUCCCAAAAACAACUUCACUAGCUUGCUCAAACCACAACAGCUAACCAUCACUGCUACCAACUCCAAUGAGGAGGGCUCUCAACUCAACUUCAUUUGUCCAGUUUGUGGCAAAACGUAUGACGACAAAGAGACGCUGGGAAAACACUUGGAAACUCACACAGGUUUUGAGUGCAAGGUUUGUGGGAAAUCGUACACCACUAAAUCCAACUUGCAGACUCACAUGAGGAAGCACAACGGAGACAAGCCGUAUAACUGCACUUACUGUGACAAGUGUUUCACCAGUUUGUGUGUACUCAAGGUACAUCUCCGUACUCACACAGGUGAAAAACCCUUUGUGUGUCCCACAUGCGGUGUGUCCUUUGCCAAAAAUAUUCAUCUGAAGCGUCAUCUAUCAAUACAUACGGGGAUUAAACCGCACGAAUGUAAAAUAUGCAAUAAGCGCUUCAGUCGUUCAGACCAUCUGAAGCGUCACGUCCAGAGCAUCCACACACAGGAUCGGCCACACAUCUGUUCCCUCUGUGGCAAGGACUUCGUCCGCAAGUACGAGCUCAACAAACAUAUGAAACAGCUUCAUUGGGGGUUCACAGUGGGAGAAGAAGGCAAUGACAGCCUUGACAACAGUUUACAUGACACUUUGCUCAACCCUUCUGGGGCCUCUAUGAACAGUUCAAAUGCAAUUAAUAGCAGCUUGCCUACAACCAUCAAGACAGAAAUUAUGGAUUCUAUUAGUAGCCCUGAUGCAAUCAACAAAAGCUUGCCUCUCACCAUUAAGACAGAAAUCCUGGGCUAGUCACGUGAUAUGACGGGAAUGUCUUUGGCUAGUCACAUGGUCCGAGAGGAGACAUUUGACAGAUUCAAAGGAGAUUGGUCUGCAAAUGGAAGACGUUUGUAUUUAAGGGUUAAUUUGUUAUUAAGAUGCCACACAGGGAUGUAUUGUUACAUGGAUGUUGUUUUUUAAUAUUAUUUUGUAUUUGAAUUUGUAUUUGUGGUAAAUACUGUUAUGGAAAUACUGAAUUUUUCGUUAGAGUAAGUUAUUUGAAUACUAACCUGUUGUUAUGGAUACUUGUAACUACCGAGGCUAAGGAUGAAGUGUGUAUUGGAUGUUACCUUGCCAGAUUCUAAAGUUACAUUUAUAACAUAUGUUUCAGUAUAAACAAGAUUUUUAUUUUCAUUUGUUUAAUUCAAGAAGCAUUUACUUUUUUUUGUUACAAUGUUACUCCAGAACUGUGAAAUAGGAAAAAAUGUCUAAACAGAAAAUUUGUCAAAUUGGGGAAAUGUCUAAGGCCCUGAUUUUUUUUUUUUUUUUUCCAUUUUUGAUUCCAUCAAGUAAAUUCAAGAAAUGUACAAUACAUGAUCACAUAUCAAUAAAAUUCUCCAAAUAAGAUUAAUACUCAAGAGUAGUGUAGAUAUAUAUAUACAAGUGUUGUCAUAACAACACUGCUGUUUUAUUAUCUUAUAAAAAAAAGAGUUCCAUUAUUAUUUAAAGUGUUUAAGAGUUGCUUGUGAAUGCAAGUGAGUGAAUUUGAGUCAAUAACAAUGUGUUUGAUCCAUGGACCCUUCCUAUAUGGUUGCUGAUAGUACUAUCAGAAUUUGAAUAUAAUUUUUUUUAAUUUCCUAUUUUGAUUAAACUGAACCCAGUGUAAGUGAAUGUUGCAGAAUUUUAUCAAUGAAGUAUGAACUAAUAGUUUCACCAUGCAAGUUGUAUCCAUGGUGUUUGUAGCUGCAUACAAAAUUUAUUUGGGUACAAUUUUUAGGACUAUAUAUCAAUGAAUUUGAAUGGACACUGACCAAACUUGAUCAGCUUGUUAUAUCUAAAAUAAUCAUUCAAACACUGUAGCUGUUAUGAUUUGAUCUUAUAGAAUGAGGGUUCUGGGGACCAAUACAUUGUGUUGGUAUUGUGAGAAUGCUGCAGGGCCUCUGUAAAUACAUUAAUGAGAGUUUGGUCCGAUAUCAGGAUUACACGGAAAGUGUUUAGUUGACCGUAGUCAUACCGUUCUCUAUUUCAUUCCAGAAUAGAAUAAAUUUAUUGUUAAGAAGUUUAAUCACUGAGAUUGUUUUUGUUUGUAUAGUAGGUAUAAUUUCUGUUUGCAUUCCAUUAUUUAUAUUUUAUAAAUCAUUUAUUUCUAGAGGUAAAACAUAUAUUCUUGAGAAAUUAAAGUUAAUAAUUUAUUAUUGAAAGUGAAUUAUUUUAUGUUUUUAAUUUAUUCUUUUCGUCAACUGAAAAUAUUCUUUUGACUAGUAUGUUUAAUUACAUUAUAUUGUAUGAAUACAUCUCAACGAAAAUACUAAUGAUAAUCAAACAUGAUGUUGUUGCUAUGGACCAUACUGGUUGCUAUGGUUAUAUGUGUUUGUUUAUAUAGUGAUUUUGUUACAUUAACAAGGAAUGUUACUAUUAAUAGACUGUUUCAACUUAACACAGAAUU
Molecule: messenger RNA, 3834 nt
Organism: Pecten maximus
Lineage: Eukaryota; Metazoa; Mollusca; Bivalvia; Pectinida; Pectinidae
Product: zinc finger protein 37-like
Cellular component (GO): nucleus
Molecular function (GO): protein binding
Source: RefSeq, a predicted model, not a curated record